UCUACGAUCGCCUAUCGUGUCGAACACAGUCGGAGCUCAGAUCUAGUUACUUCCAGAAUAUCAACCGUAUCAGGUUUAUAACUAGCAGAAGAAAACACGCAAUCGACGACUACGACGAAGCCCGAAUCAACUAUAAACACACAGAAGCAAUAGUGUAUUUCAAGUUCAACACCGGCAACACUGUCGACAUUUUAGGAAGCAUACUUUGUGACAAUAUUGAAGACAGAGACUGCAUGUACAAUGGUGUCUGCACAAGUAAAGUUGGUUUUGUUGUAUUGGUUGUCUACAGUGUUUUUGACCUGGGAUAAUAUCGUUCAAGGAAAAGCAAUCGGAGAGGCAUAUUCUAGCUCUGGCGUGCAUUACCUGAAGCAGUUUGGUUAUCUGCCAGAAGACAAGGGCGGAAAAGCACAGGCCGCGCAAGAUAUCUCUCAAAGUUUAAGAGUAUUUCAAACGUUUGCUGGCUUGAAUGUGACGGGCCGGUUUGAUGAAGAAACUGUAGAAAAAAUGAAAGAACCAAGGUGCGGUGAUAAAGAUCAGCUCCCGACAGGAGGCAGACGACGAAGAUAUGUCUUAGAAGGAAGUAAAUGGAAAAAAAAGGACCUGACGUAUCGUAUUGAGAACCACCCCUACGAUGGACCAACAAACAGAAAAAUUUUGACACCGGAAUUGAUAUCAAAAACAAUCAAAGCGGCUUUACAGAAAUGGUCGUUCGCUGCUGAUCUUGUAUUUGAGGAGAUAAAAGAAGGAGAAGCUGAUAUUAUGAUCAAGUUCAGCGCUGGGGAACAUGGCGAUAACUACGGGUUUGACGGACGAGGCAAGGCGCUUGCUCACGCCUUCUAUCCCAACGAAAACACAGGUUAUGCCGGCGACGUUCAUUUCGACUCGGACGAAAAAUUCUCGCUAACGGAGGAUGAAUCGACGAACUUCAUAUGGGUGACCACACAUGAAUUUGGGCACAGCCUGGGGCUGAGGCAUAGCCAGGAUGCGGGGGCAAUAAUGUACCCAUGGUAUCAAACAGGGGAAAUGGGGGAUGUGAGGCUGAGUAAGGAUGAUAAAGAUGGGAUACGGCGCCUUUAUGGAAAGUCGAUUGGAAGAAAUAGCGAAUCGCCGAUUGUGCUUCCGCUUCCCCCAAGAAAAGAAUGUCAUUCUGCAUUUGACGCUGUGUUUCACGACAAAAGGCACCAAAGGGUGUACGCGUUACGAGAGUUUGAGUUCUAUCUGAUGACUCGAAACGGUGAACACUCAAAGGGUCCCAGAAGAAUUAAUAAACGAUGGAAAGGUUUAAACACCAAAGUUCGCGCAGCGUACACGAGGGAAGAUGGAUAUACCAUAUUCUUCACAAGACACAGAUAUUACAAGUACGACGGUACAAGACUUGUUGUAGGCCCCCUCCACAUUGAGGAGUAUGGUCUUUCAGCUGAGCUGCGUGAUAUGGACGCUGCAAUAACGUACCCAGGAAAUGGACAAACAUACUUCUUUAAAGGGGACAAAUACUGGAAAUAUGACGAGGAAAAUAGGAAGAUAUUUCCGGACUACCCGAAACUUAUCAAAAAACAUUGGCAUGGCGUGCCAGAUAACAUUGACGCCGCUUUGCAGACACCAGAGGGUGAAACAUAUUUCUUCAAAGGGAAGAAUUAUUAUAGGAUUAGCCAGGGUGGUAGAUCUAAAUUUCAAGUAUAUCCCGGUUACCCAAAGCCAAUUGGACCACACUGGCUUGGAUGUACAGAUAAAGAGUCUGGAGUUGUGACAUUUUCAAAGGAUGACAAAAGCGCAGCGCUAGGAUUAAGACAUUCAUACAUUGUGAUCAUUGUGACUGCUCUUGUAAGAUUUGCUCUAAGUUGAAUGGUGUUGUAUAGUUGGAGUUGAAAACUUCAUGUAUAGAUAAAAUGAUGUGUAAAUUUUCAUUGAUAUUAACUAGGAAUAUGGUUUUAAACAAAAUUAAUAGGAAGUUAAAAUUAUCAAAAACUUGUCACUUUUGUUUAUAGUUCUUACUAUUACAACAUAGGAUAAUCUAUUGUAGAGAAUGAACACUGGUCCUUCAUCUGACAAACUUUAGUUCAUUUGCAAAGGAACUAUUAAUGGUUUUGUGCUAACUAUGGAACUUUACAGUCUCAGAGCAAUACAAAAAUCAAACUUCAAUCCAUAUGGGCACAGACCACUGUUAACUGAAACUCAAAAUUCUAUUCAAUUUAGCAUCCUU
Messenger RNA from Dendronephthya gigantea, 2200 nucleotides. Its product is annotated as matrix metalloproteinase-25-like. The coding region runs from base 241 to 1842 and encodes 533 amino acids. Lineage: Eukaryota; Metazoa; Cnidaria; Anthozoa; Malacalcyonacea; Nephtheidae. Gene Ontology annotation, biological process: collagen catabolic process; proteolysis; extracellular matrix organization. Gene Ontology annotation, molecular function: metalloendopeptidase activity; zinc ion binding. The transcript has 6 exons. Gene Ontology annotation, cellular component: extracellular matrix. The record is from RefSeq and is a predicted model, not a curated record.